Sarcophilus harrisii (Tasmanian devil) is the source of this 5216-nucleotide messenger RNA. Its product is annotated as nuclear envelope pore membrane protein POM 121C. Gene Ontology annotation, biological process: protein import into nucleus; RNA export from nucleus. Gene Ontology annotation, cellular component: nuclear pore. Gene Ontology annotation, molecular function: structural constituent of nuclear pore. The transcript is spliced from 13 exons. Bases 362 to 3664 code for a protein of 1100 amino acids. The record is from RefSeq and is a predicted model, not a curated record. Lineage: Eukaryota; Metazoa; Chordata; Mammalia; Dasyuromorphia; Dasyuridae.
AGCCGGGGCCGGGGCCGAGCGGAGCGAGCGGCGGCGGCGGGCCGCGGCGUCCGGGGGCGCCCGGAGUGCCUGGGGCCGUCCGGGCGGCGCGGCGGCGCUGCUGGGCCUGUCGCUGCUGGGCCUCGUGCUGUACCUGGUGCCGGCAGCGGCGGCGCUGGCCUGGCUGGGCGUGGGGGCCGCCGCGGCCUGGUGGGGCCUGAGCCCCCGCGACUCGUCCCGGAGCCUGCGCUACGGCCCGCCCCCCUCGUCCGCCCCCCACCCGCGGGCCCGCCGGCCGCCGCUGCCGACCAAGGCCGCGGUGAACGGGGCCCCGCUGCAGCCGCCGCCCCAGGGCCCCGGGCCCUCCCCGCAGCCGCCGCUCAUGGGCGGUUAUCUGGGCAGGCCGAGCUCCCCCGAGCCCCCGCGCCGGGAGCGGCGGGAGCCCGCGGGGGCGUCGCCACACCUGCUGAGCCCGGCCCGCAGGCUCCACCUCAGGGACCACCUGACUGCUCCAAACCGAUUCUCAUUAGCUCCACGGAGGAGGUAUCCCAUUCAGCAGGCACAGUACUCCUUGCUGGGGACCCUCCCCACCGUGUGCUGGGAAGGCUACCAGAGGAAAAACGUGCUCUCUCCCCGAAAUUCUCACAUGAUCUGUAGCCCUGUGACUGUGAGGAUUGCUCGCCCAGACCUACCCCGAUCCCCCCUGGAGCCGGUCAUGAAUUCGGCCGUGGUGAAUUCACCAUCCAGAAAUACCCCAGACCCAUGUGCAAAGGAAACCGUGAUGAACGCACUCAAAGAGAGUCGGAAAAGGGCGGUGGAGGAAGAUGAUCAAAUCUUCUGUGAUGCCCAGGAAAACAAGCGAAGGCGCCAUGACAGUAGCGGGAGUGGACACUCGGCAUUUGAACCCUUGGUGGCAAAUGGGGCCCCAGCAUCUCUUGUUCCCAAGCCUGGGUCUCUGAAGAGAAGCCUCACGUCCCAGUGUGCAGAAGACAACUUGAAUAAGAGAUCGCGCACCUCUUCGACCAGCUCUUUGACCAACACCACCCCGGGGGGCAUCCCCAGCUCCAUCCGCAAUGCCAUCACCAGCUCCUACAGCUCCACCAGGGGCUUCUCACAGCUGUGGAAGAGGAGUGGCCCCAGCACCUCACCCCUCUCCAGCCCCGCUUCAUCUCGGUCCCAGACCCCGGAGAGGCCUGUGAAGAAAGCUCGAGAAGAAGAGCUUCAUCAGUCUAGCUCUUUGACCCCCAUGACCUCAGACAAGGAAUCACAGGCAGAGAAGGUGACCGAUACCCCCACAUGGAAGAAACAGAGCUCUUGGAGCACCCCAUCCACCUCCGGGAGUGGUGGGAAGCGCAAACGCAAAGUUCAGCUGUUGCCUUCCCGGCGAGGAGACCAGCUCACCCUGCCCCCACCUCCCCAACUUGGUUACUCCAUCACGGCUGAGGACCUGGACUUGGAAAAGAAGGCCGCCUUGCAGUGGUUUAACAAAGUCUUGGAGGAGAAGACAGACCCUCCUCCUGCUUCUGUGGCAGAGAGCUCCCCUGCCCCUCGGCCCCUUUCCUUCACAUCCUCGGAGACGGCCACGUCCUCGUCAGCCGCUCCUCCAGCUGCCAGCGCCAACCUGCUGCUGGACAGUCUGAAGAAGAUGCAGAGCUCCCCGAACCCGGCGGCCCUCACAGAUGCGGCUGGAGCAGCCCCUGCUGCGGCUCCCUCCCCGCUGAAGCCCGCCAGCCCACCCGCUGCCCCCGGGCCCUCAGAGCCGGGGCCCCCAGCAGCCACCUCGGUGGCAUCCAAGCCCGUCUCGACCUUCUCCUUGAUGAGCCCUGCCACCACACUCGCUGCUACCACCAGCAGCAGCAGCCAGGCCCCCCCAGCUCCUGUGUCCGAGGGCUCCAGCAAGCCCCUCACCAGCCCCUCCCCCAAGCCAAGCCUUCUCUUCGGAAUGCUGAGUGCCCCUCCUCCAACAUCCUCCGCUCCCACUCCCACUCCCGCUCCUGCUCCCACUCCCACUCCUGCUCCUGCUCCCACUCCCACUUCUACUUCUACUCCCGCUCCUGCUCCCACUCCCACUCCUACAACUUCUUCAGCUCCUUCUCCUGCCACCCCCAUGUUCAAACCCAUUUUUGGGGCUCCCCCUAAGAUGGAGAGUGGGGUUUCACCGGCGGCCCCCCCCACCCCGACUCCUGCGUCCUGUGGCUCAGUCCUCUCCACAACUCCCAGCAGCUCCACUACAACCUUCAAGCCCAUCUUUGGGAGCAUGGGCCCACCCUCCUCUCUGCCCUUGGCCUCCCCCUUCUUGAAGCAGCCUUCCUCUUCGGCCCCCAGCACGGCCGUCACCACCGCCGUGCUGGCGCCUCUCUUUAGCGGCCUCCCCAGCGCCCAGUCCGCUGCGGCCCCCGCCCCCACCACCACCGCUGCUGCCGCCUCCACAGGGACCACUGACUCUGGUGCCAAGCCCGCCUUUGGCUUCGGGCUGAGCAGCUUGGCUGGCACUGCGGGCGCCGCCGCCACGGCCACCACCACGAGCGCCACCACAACCACGCCCACUCCCUCCCUGUCACAGCCUUUCCUCUUCGGGGCCGCCCCUGCCGCUGGCUCCAGCUUCACCCCGUCCACCGGCUCCAUGUUCCAGUUUAACAAGCCCGCCGCCACCACCUCCAGCACCGCCGCCGCGACCACCGCCAACACCUUUGGUGCCGUGCAGGCGACCCCCAGCGGCACUGGUGGCUUUGGGUUCGGCGGGAGCGUCACCACGGCCGCGCUGCCGACCACCAGCCAAGUGACGUUGACGUUCGGCCCCACCACCACCACUGCCGCCUUCAGCUCCCCCUUUGGCUCAAGCAUCAAGACCAUGCCGCCCCCGCCCUACCCAGGGGCCACCCCGCAGCCAGCUUUUGGGAGCGUCGACGGGCAGCAGCAGCAGCAGGGGGCCACCAAGGCGGGCCCCACGCCAAGCUUCAGUAGCACAUUCAGCUUCGGGGGCUCAUCAGGCCCUAGCCCGGCCCUCCCCCAGCCCACCUUUGGCAGCGCCGCCCAGCCGGCCUUUGGCGGGGCAAAGCCCCCUACCUCCUUCGGCGCCCCCGCCAGCACGCAGCCGGCCUUCGGCAGCACCAACACGGUCUUCUCGUUCGGCACGGCCACCACCUCCAGCUUCGGGGCCAGCACGCAGACCACCAGCAGUGGCACGGGCAGCUCCAUGUUCAGCAGCAUGACGCUGGCCCCCUUCACCUUCGGGAGCUCCACGUCUGCAGCCAGCAGUGGGGGCUUCGGGGCCAGCACGGCCGGCCCCGGAACCAGCUCGAGCACCACAGCCUUCAGCUUUGGAGCCAGCCAGAGCGGGGCGUCCAGUGCCGCCACCCCCUUCGGGGCUGCCUUGAACCAGAACCCCCUGGCCCCAAGCUCGAGCACACCCUUUGCCUUCAAUGUGGCCAACACCUCUGAGAACAAGUCUGUGUUUGGAGGCACCUCCACGCCCACCUUUGGCCAGAGCGCUCCAGCCCCUGGAGCGGGCACGGUGGGCAGUAGCCUUUCCUUUGGGACCCCGGCCACGCCAGCCCAGAGCUUUGUGGGAGCAGGGCCGUCUUUUGGACCAUCGACCCCUUCGUUUUCCAUUGGUGCAGGAUCCAAGACCCCGGGGGCCCGGCAGCGGCUGCAGGCCCGGAGGCAGCACACUCGAAAGAAAUAGCUUGUCCUGCCUUCCCUCCCUCCAUCCCCACCCCCGGCUCCUGCUGUGAAGAGCCUGGGUCCUGCCCCCGUUUUUGUACAGCAAGCCCACCCCAGCCCCUGGCCCCCACUUGUCAGCAGCAGCUGCCGCGAGGUAGCCGCCCUGGAAGUAGGGGGGGGAGACAAACCCUUUUUACUUGAACACUUCCACUGCUGAAACUGGAGAAACUUGUGUACAUAUCGUCAGCCUUGCCUUGCCUUUCCUGACUCGUCUCCUUGUUGUGUGUGUCCGUCAGCUUGGCCAAGGACCCCCUGCCUCCUGCCCCCCCAAGCCAGCCACAUGCAGCCCCCGGUCCUGGGGAGGGUUCGGCCCUGAGCCUCCCAGCCCUCCUCCCGCUCUGUGGGGUGGAUCCUGCUCCUUGAACUUUGCCCCCUCCCCCCUCCCUCAGGGAGGUUUUCCUUUUCUUGGUGUCGGUCUGGCUUGAGUUUUGCCUUGGAGAAGCCUCUGGGAAGGCUCUCCCUGCUGCGCUGCCCUUUCUCCCCUGGAGGAGAGUGAUGUUUUAGCGCAGUCUUCCCUUUGCCACUGUAGCUCUUACAACCUCAGGGGUUGGAGGAAGCCGCCUCCCUUGGAGCCCGCGUUCGCCAGCAGGGGAGCGGGACAGACGGCGCCGCUGCUCUCGGCUUCCCUCCUUCCCCCGUGUCGUUUUUGUUUUCUGGGUUUGUCUGUAUAAAGCUGUGUCCUGUCAGUGUUGCUGUCUGAUGCUCAUUGAAUCGAGUUUGGAGGAAAAUUUUGACUUGUGUGAGUGGCGGCAUGUUGGUAGUGCCGGACUUGAUGUUAAAAGCUUUCUGGGGCCCAGGAAUUUCCCACAGAGACUGGACCCACUCAAUUGGAUGUGGAAUGUGGCCAUGAGAUGCUGCACGUGCUGAGUGACUCCUGAAUUUCCAAACAGUGUUUUGACUUGAAGGGAUGGCAGCCCAGGAAGGAAUAAGGCCCAGGGGACAGGGUACCAUGAAUGUAAGCAGAGAUUCCCCCCCUUGCUUUGGGCUCCCCUACACACACACACACACGCACGCACCCCUUAGUGAUCUCACAGUAGGGCAGGGUACCCCCAAAUUAGGGGAGGGGAUAAUCUUAAUUUAACUACUGGAUUAUAUACCUUUCUAGGGUUUGGGGGGAGAGGGAGGGGGAGGAAGGUCACCGGGAAGGUCUCGUAUUCACUGUUUCUCCAAGGCCCUCUCCAGCCCCAGCUUCCGUAAGGAGGAGACCCGUGCUCCGAGGAGCCUCCUGGGUCCUUUGGGCCGAGGAAAGUCCCAUCGAUCAAACAAGCGGCAAGCUGCGUGUAGCCAGCCUUCCGAAUCCCACUUGCUCCAGACGAGGGAUUUGCCCCAUCCUCUCUUUAACCAAUUCAGCCCAGAGCCCCCUCUCCCUGGCCCAGGAGCCUUGCUGCUAUGCCAUCACUUUUGGGAGAAGCGUGAAUGUGUGUGGGUGAUUUGCCUAAGUCUAAAUUUAAGAAAAAGAAAAAAAAAGAAAAUAUUUAAAACAUUUUUUUAACAAAAUAAAAUUUAUUUUUAUA